Eptesicus fuscus (big brown bat) is the source of this 228-nucleotide messenger RNA. RefSeq names its product microsomal glutathione S-transferase 1-like. The record is from RefSeq and is a predicted model, not a curated record. Lineage: Eukaryota; Metazoa; Chordata; Mammalia; Chiroptera; Vespertilionidae. The transcript has a single exon. Bases 1 to 228 code for a protein of 75 amino acids.
AUGGUUGACCUUGCCCAGCUAAUGGAAAAUGAAGUAUUCAUGGCAUUUGCCUCCCAUACAAUGAUUGUUCUUUUAAAAAUGAUGUUUCUGAGUACUGCAAAUGCAUUCUACAGAUUGUCAAGAAAGGUUUUUGCCAACCCAGAAGACUGCCAUAAUAAAGUAUCACAAAUUGGGCAAGUAAAAAACAGAUUUUUUCCCAUAGUUCUGGAGACUAAAAGUCCAAGAUAA